Komagataella phaffii GS115 is the source of this 984-nucleotide messenger RNA. Its product is annotated as Histone acetyltransferase (HAT) catalytic subunit of the SAS complex (Sas2p-Sas4p-Sas5p). The record is from RefSeq and is a predicted model, not a curated record. The transcript has a single exon. Gene Ontology annotation, biological process: regulation of DNA-templated transcription. Lineage: Eukaryota; Fungi; Ascomycota; Pichiomycetes; Pichiales; Pichiaceae. Gene Ontology annotation, molecular function: histone acetyltransferase activity. Bases 1 to 984 code for a protein of 327 amino acids.
AUGUCUGAUAAUGAAGGCUAUUACGGAGUUACACAGAAGAGAAACAUAAGAAGGGUAAGACUCGGUGAUAACGAGUUUGAUACUUUGUACGGUAAUAGUGUUUAUUUCUUGGAGGGUCACCACGAUAUGUUAGGAUAUGAGGCAGUUAAUGCCCAUCAAAGAAUACAUCACAGGAAGCAUUCAGAGCCACAGAUAAAUGGGGACACAGAUUCAUACUGGCUAGAUACGCUCUAUGUUUGUGAUCUAUGUUUCAAGUACACCAGAGAUGAGGCAUUACUGAACAGUCAUCUGUCUGUUUGCAAGCACAACUACAGAUUUCCAGGAAAGACCAUGUAUAAGGAUAAUUUCACUAUCAAGAAGGUUAGUGGGUACAGGCAUACCAUCCUUUGUCAAAAUCUUUGUUUGUUUGCCAAGUUAUUCUUGGACAGUAAGUCAGUCUAUUUUUCCAUAGAAAACUUUGAUUUCUACGUGGUACUUGGGGAGUCUAAUGGACGUCGAGUGCCAAUGGGCUUUUUCAGCAAAGAGUUAUUGUCCUGGGAUGAGAACAAUUUAGCUUGCAUAUUGAUCUUUCCCCCUUUCCAAAGAAAGCGUUUGGGACACUUAUUGAUAGAGUUUUCAUACGAACUGUCUAGGUUCGAAGGAAAGGUUAGCGGACCUGAGUUCCCGCUAUCAGCAUUUGGAAAGAUAGGGUAUCUAAAAUACUGGUCCAAAGUCAUCUGCAGGGAAUUGCUAUAUGGCCGUUUUAGUGACUGUCAAUCCAUCACCUUGCAAAAGUUAUCAAAGUUCACAUGCAUAAGAGUUAAAGAUUUGAUAUCAACAUUAGAUUAUAUGGGAUCGUGGUUUACCACAUCUGACAUCGAGAACUCUAAAUCUCUUGAUCAGUAUCCACUGGCAAUAUCAAGGAGUGUUCUCAAACAAUGGAUAAAGGGAGAAAGUUCUAAUUGUCAAAAGUUGAUUCAAGAGGACAGCUUGGUGUUGUACUAA